AUGAGUGGUCGCUUUCUCGAAGUUCACCUACUUGCAAUAGCCCUUCCUGGAUGGCUUGCAGUAGCAGUUCUACUGACUCCUCUUGUUUUGUUUACUUGUAAUCGGAAAUCAAAUGACAAGACCUGGCCUGAAAGGCAGAAAGCAAGUGGUGGUGGCGAAAGGAGUUCAAGUGAAGUGGUCGACGGUGAUAUCGAAAUGACUCGUGCUGAACUGAAAAUUAGCGACUCCGUUCGCGAUGUGAGGCCACCAGUAAAAUCAGGAAGUUCUCAGCAAGGGAAAUUUGAAUCCGCGUCUUCUACUGAGCUCAUUGUGGUUCCUUUAGGCAAAGCAAAAACGUAA
Messenger RNA from Haemonchus placei, 339 nucleotides. The record is from the annotation of a GenBank genome assembly. Lineage: Eukaryota; Metazoa; Nematoda; Chromadorea; Rhabditida; Trichostrongylidae.